CUGUCAUCCUUUACCUCGCACUUCGGGAACUGCUGCCACUUUCACCCUUUGGAUUCUUUACUUCUCAAACACCAAGCAAUUUUGUCCAAUUUGGAUCACACACACAGAUACAGCCGUUUAGAAAGACCUUCGAAUUUCACUUUUUUUUUUUUCUCCUCUCACACAAGAUAGAUAGGAUUUUCUUCUGCUACCUUCAAAAACAUCACAACAAGAAGCAAUAACACCCCCUAAUACGAGUUAGGUGAGUUCUCAGUUCAACUCAUCGUGUGGAAAAAAAAAGGAAGAAAAAUAAAAUACUAUUUUUGUAAUUUGUAUGUGAUAAAGUGCCCAUCUUGAUGUAUGUACUUCUUCACUUCUUUGUAUGUGUCCCUAGUUUGAGUGUAAACUAAAACAUUUUGAAGUGUUUAAGGUGUCACAAGAUGUGACUAUGAUUGUGUUGGGUGAAGGAAACAUGGUUUCAUGGUUGUGUUGUUGUCUUUGUGAUCUGUGAUAUUAGAUGAGAUGAGAUGUCAGAAAACAUGUAUCCUCCUAGGUUGUUGGUUUUUGACCAUACCCAUUUGAAGAUGGCAUGGGUUAAGCAUCAAAUCCGGCAAAAAGAUGGUUACUUGAGCUACUCACCACCCCUUUUGUCUUCAUCUUUUUCUUCACCUCCAUACCCUCUUGGUGCUACUUUCCACAAGGAUUCAUCAUUGCCUUCUUCAACACCACCACCACCACCACCAUCAUCUGGCACUAGAAUUAGUCCUGCUGUUCUAUUCAUCAUAGUGGUUCUUGCUGUCUUGUUUUUCAUCUCUGGCCUCCUCCACCUGCUUGUUAGAUUUCUCAUAAAGCACCCUUCUUCUGCAUCUGCUCAAUCCAACAACAGACACCAAGAACUUUCCACAUCUGAUGCUCUUCAAAGGCAGCUUCAGCAGCUCUUCCACCUCCAUGACUCUGGCUUGGAUCAGGCUUUCAUUGAUGCUCUUCCUGUUUUCCAGUACAAGGAGAUUGUGGGGUUGAAGGAGCCUUUUGACUGUGCUGUUUGCUUGUGUGAGUUUUCUGAAAAGGAUAAGCUCAGGUUGUUGCCUAUGUGCAGCCAUGCCUUUCACAUAAGUUGUAUAGACACAUGGCUUUUGUCAAACUCCACAUGCCCUCUUUGUAGAGGAACACUUCUCACUCAAGGGUUUUCCGUUGAGAAUCCUAUAUUUGACUUCGAUGAUCUUAGGGAGGAUGAGAUGUGUCCUUGGAAUGGGGAGAAUGGAUUCAAUACCCGGCAGAAAACAGUUGUGGUUGAAGAAAGUGUGGAGAAAGAGAAAGGUGUUUUCCCUGUGAGGCUUGGGAAAUUCAAGAAGCUAAGUAGUGUGGAGGGGGGUGGGGAGAGUGAAGUGGGAGAGACAAGUAGCAGUAAUUUGGAUGCAAGAAGGUGUUUCUCAAUGGGGUCUUACCAAUAUGUGGUUGGAAAUUCAGACCUAAGGGUGGCUUUGAACCAUGAUGAAAUUAGUAAAGGUCAAGUCACAAGGCUCAACAAAGGAAUGGAACUUGAUGAUGGGAAGCUUUCAGUGGAGGAUGUGGAAGGAAAGAAGAUUAGUAGUGUCAGUAAAGGUGACAGUUUUUCUGUGUCCAAAAUCUGGUUGUGGCCAAAGAAGGGGAAAUUGCCUACUUCUUUGGAUGGUCAAAUUGGCAUGCCAAUGCCAUCUUUUCUAAACACAGAUUUUCCAAGGAUGAGGGAUACAGAAGGGGCAUGAAAGAUCUACAGUAGCUGAAUGAAUAUGGUUGUGGAGUGUAGCCUGUUUCAAAGCCAGACUUGUCUCUUUCUGUGUCAUUGUUCUUUUACCAUCAAUCAGGGUGUCUACUUUGAUCAUGAGGAGUGGCAGGUUCACUUGCUUUCUUUGUUUUUUAAGGCUUUUGGUUUUGUCUAAUCUCUCUUUUUUCUUCUUUAUUAUUAUUGCCUAAACUUACUUUUUGAGAGAGGGUGAAACUGAAAUGUGAAUGCAAACCUUUUCUUUUUUCUUUUUUAUCUUCUAAUAUCCUUUUGGCUAGGAGGCAGUUGAGCACUGAUUGUGGGGAUCCAUGAAAGCUGGCGUCAUAGAAUCUCUUUUUUUCCUUGUGAUGAGUUUUGAUUCAAAAUAAUUUGCUGUAGUUCAAACGUGUGGGCCAUUUUACAGUACACCUCACAUGUGUCCAUUUUGCAAUUAAAGACAGAAUUAUCUUGUAUCAAUCAUAAUGGCAAUCAAUUAGUCCAUGUUAGUUCGGAAAGAAUAUGAUAAUGAAUUUGCUCAA
Messenger RNA from Glycine soja, 2259 nucleotides. RefSeq names its product RING-H2 finger protein ATL46-like. The transcript has 2 exons. NCBI's taxonomy places the organism in Eukaryota, Viridiplantae, Streptophyta, Magnoliopsida, Fabales, Fabaceae. The coding region runs from base 507 to 1724 and encodes 405 amino acids. The record is from RefSeq and is a predicted model, not a curated record.